CAACUGGAUUUGCAGAGAGCGGAGUUUCACUAAGCUUUUCCAUCUUUAGCCAUGUUCACUUUGAAUGGAUUGAUGGUUGUCCUAAUUAUAAGCCUGGUGGUUUUAUUCCAAAACGUCCGCGGUGAAGAGUAUCAUCAGUGUACACUGGACAUGGCACAGGACUUUAGGGCUUGUUUCAAUACAUUUGGUUUCGGAAGUGGCCCUACAGAUGGCUUCACACCCAGGGUGAAUGCCUUUAUAUCUUACUGCAGUGCUCCAGGUCGAACUAAUGGGGAACACUGCGUGAACGAUUUUUCGGACACUUGCCCAAGGUUGUUUCUUGCACCCGACCCUUCCACGUUCCGCAAACGACAGCAGCUAGCUUCUCGGACACUGGAUUACGUGUGCUCUAACAUCAAUGUACUGGAGAACAAAAUAGAUUGUGUGGAGGGAAAAAUGAGGAACGUGAACAGAUGUGUCCGGGAUUCUGUCGAAAUACACACGAUGCAGAUGGCUGCUGCCAAUACCACCCUCAACUUAGACAAUCUUCAAGACAUGAUGAUGAACAUCGGUCGGGACCAGAUGGGCUGCUUUGUCGAUAUUCUACGAGAAACAUGUGGGUCGGCCGUGUCGAACUUGCUGGCAAACUUUAUAUACGGAUUCAUAGUUUACCCGUAUGAAGACCAUUAGUUCAAGGCGACCACGCGUCGCUCGUAAAUUACAGGAUUUACAACAAUUAACACUUCACUUGUUUUCUCGAGUUAUAAAAUUAUUCAGUGAGUGAAAUACUUCGGAGUACCUGGUAAAGCACCAACCACGUAAAUAAAUCAAGUUAUUCCAUGCUCACUGCAUUGAUUGUCCCAUUUGUUUGUUUAU
This is a messenger RNA of Liolophura sinensis, 855 nucleotides long. RefSeq lists its product as uncharacterized. The record is from RefSeq and is a predicted model, not a curated record. The transcript is spliced from 5 exons. Lineage: Eukaryota; Metazoa; Mollusca; Polyplacophora; Chitonida; Chitonidae. Bases 52 to 669 code for a protein of 205 amino acids.